Clunio marinus is the source of this 831-nucleotide messenger RNA. Lineage: Eukaryota; Metazoa; Arthropoda; Insecta; Diptera; Chironomidae. The record is from the annotation of a GenBank genome assembly.
AUGGCAUCAGCUUCAGUUCGCACAAUGACACUCGGACAAAAUAUUCACAUGAUGCCUAAUAAUUGUGUAAUUGUUUCUGCAAAUAUGAUUUCUGGGAAAUCACAACAAAUGUAUUCAUCGCAUGGUAAACGUCCUAUUGUACCAGCACCAACAGUUCUAACAUCAAAUGGUGGAAAUCAAGUGAUCAAUAUUCCAAAAAAGAAAUACAAUUACGGAUCAAUGCAGUAUCCUUCUAAUCAGACAGCAUCUGUCGCUCGACGAAACGCUCGUGAAAGAAAUCGAGUUAAACAAGUGAAUAAUGGUUUUUCCAAUCUUCGUCAACAUAUCCCACAAACAGUUAUCACAGCUUUGACAAAAGGUGGUCGUGGUUCAUCUAAAAAAUUGAGUAAAGUUGAUACCCUGAAGUUAGCUGUUGAGUACAUUCGAAGUUUAAAAGAUAUGUUAGAUGAAAACGAAAAUUCAGCAAGUGGUAGUUCGACAAGUUCAUAUUAUUCGGAAAAUUCACAACAUUUACAAUCACUCUCGCGAUCAGAAGCAUCACUAUCACCAACACCUUCUUAUUCUUCAGAUGCUUCAAGUACUUUGAGCUACACACCAAACCACAUUCAAAGCCAUCAAACACAUUUCAAACAAGAACCAUUUGAUUCUUAUGUUGAUCCAUCGACAUCACCAGCACCGUCAUAUCACUCUGAUAUUCAAAUUCACCAUCAGCAAAUUUUUCCACCUACGUCUACACCGUAUAAACCUGUGCAUCAAUACGACAACUACUCUCCAGUAAGUCCCGAAGACGAAGAUUUACUCGAUGCAAUCACUUGGUGGCAACAACAAUAA